Molecule: messenger RNA, 2304 nt
Organism: Sporisorium graminicola
Lineage: Eukaryota; Fungi; Basidiomycota; Ustilaginomycetes; Ustilaginales; Ustilaginaceae
Exons: 1
Coding region: 1-2304 (767 amino acids)
Biological process (GO): fungal-type cell wall organization; (1->6)-beta-D-glucan biosynthetic process
Cellular component (GO): plasma membrane; endoplasmic reticulum membrane
Molecular function (GO): glucosidase activity
Source: RefSeq, a predicted model, not a curated record
AUGUCGCCGCAUCCUCGCAGGAUAGACAAGGACGCCGCGGCAUCCGCUGCGUCUCCAUCCCUUUCGCCCUUGAUCCCUGCUCACGUCACCAAACGCACCAGAGACAGCAGCUUGGAUUUGCCGGAUACGAGACCCAUCCCUGACCGAUCUGAACUCAGCAUCAAUCGUUCUCUCUAUCCGCGUACAAGCAGCCUCAUCCGCUCUUAUGCAUGCAGCUUCCGCUCUGACAGCGACGUCGAAGAAGACGCUUACGACGGGAUGGCCACUCUCCGGUACACAGACGAUUUUGACACUUCGGACAGCGCCGACCUGAAAGACGUCAAAUUCCACGGCCGCAACAACCACAGCAGCGUCGAUACUGCCGACCUUUCUACCCUCUCGUAUCGCGUCGACGCCGGCUCGCCCACCCCAAGCACAAGGCGUUAUGCCAACCUGGGCAUGUCAAGGCCACUCUCGUUCCAUCCCAACGACCAAAAAGUCAACCCUCGCGCAGUACGCGAUCCUUUCAGUCUGCCCGCUUCGCUUGUCGGCUCUGCCGUCAGCAUGAACAUCCCAACUCCCGCAUCGGAAUCGCCCGACUUUUUCAACAAUCCUUACUCGUGGGAUAUCAUGGAAGGCAAGGACGAACCCGACGACGACCUGCACAAUCCGGACGCGCACACCGAUGCCAACCACGGCUGGUUCGGCGGGAGUGUGGGCGAGAGAGGGGUGCUCAACAUUGGCGUGCUCGCGCUUCUCUCGAUUGGCCUUGUGAUGCUCUUUGGCGGCUACCCCAUCAUCUCUUACUUUUCCCGUCAUCACGAGAGUACAAAGGGAGGCUACAACCUUGGCGGCGUCAACGCAUCCGGUCAGAUCGCCAGCAUCCCAGGCUUCCGCUCCUCUCUCAUUGACCCCGAGACACCUGUGGAUGCCAUGACGCGCGUCAGCCCGGACGGCACCAAGACCAUGAAGCUCGUCUUUUCCGACGAGUUUAACACCGACGGUCGCUCCUUCUACCCCGGCGAUGAUCCUUUCUGGGAGGCUUCCGAUCUGCACUAUUUGGCCACCAACAACUACGAGUGGUAUUCGCCUGAAGCCGUCACCACCUCCGACGGUUCGUUACGUAUCACUCUCGACCAGGUUCAGACCAACAAUCUCAACUUUCGCGGCGGCUUCCUCAGCUCGUGGAACAAGUUCUGCUUUACUGGUGGCUACCUCGUUGCUAGUGUUCAGUUGCCAGGUGCUCCUCGUGUUGCCGGUCUGUGGCCCGCUUUCUGGACCAUGGGCAACCUGGGGCGUGCAGGCUAUGGUGCCACAACCGACGGCACCUGGCCCUACUCGUACACCUCGUGUGAUGUCGGCACGCUCAUGAACCAGACCGAUGCCAACGGCCAGCCCGCUGCUGCUGCCAUCGGUGGUGAUGUCAUGUGGAACAGGAAGGCCGAGUCGACCGCGCUCUCCUUCCUGCCUGGCCAGCGCCUUUCCGCUUGCACCUGCGCUGGCGAGGACCACCCUGGCCCCAUCCUCAAGGACGGCACCUUCCGUGGACGCAGCGCACCGGAGAUUGAUGUUUUUGAAGCUCAGGUCGACGGCACGCUCGGUCUCACCGUUUCGCAGUCGAUGCAGACCGCCCCUUUUAAUAUGUACUACAACCUCACCAACACCACCAGGGCCUAUGAGUUCUUCCAGCCUCAGUCGCACAUCAACUCGUACAAUGGCCAGAACGACCAGCAAGCGCUUAGUGGCAUCUCUAUGGCUUCGCAGCUCGCCGUGCAGCGUGGUGGUGACGGUAGCUACGCGACUUAUGGCUUCGAAUACGAACCCGGUCCGAACGGCUACAUCGACUGGGAGUCGAACGGCAAGCGAUCCUGGAAGGUCAACGCUGCUGCGCUUGCGGCCGACCCAGUCAGCAUGAUCAGCGACAGACCCAUCCCGGAAGAGCCCAUGUACAUCAUCUUCAACCUGGGCAUCAGUCAGAACUUUGGCACCCCGGACUGGCGCCGCCUUCGCUUCCCCGCCACCAUGUCGGUCGACUGGGUGCGAGUCUACCAAGAUCCCGAUGCCGAGAAUGUGGGCUGUGAUCCACCGGAUUUCCCCACCGCCGACUAUAUUGAGCGCCACAAGGCUGCCUACUCCAACGCCAACUACACCGUUUGGGGUGGCACCGCACAAGAGGGUGGCUAUGGCGCGUACUGGCCGAAGAAUAGGCUGUACCCUGAGGGCUGCGCAGCUCCGAACAGCACACAGCCCGGUUCACCUGUCCAGCCUUACCCUCAGGCGAGCCCUGUACCCUCUGACCAGAUCGCCAUCGGCCAGGGGCGCUAA